Petromyzon marinus (sea lamprey) is the source of this 744-nucleotide messenger RNA. RefSeq names its product biogenesis of lysosomal organelles complex 1 subunit 1 (gene BLOC1S1). The record is from RefSeq and is a predicted model, not a curated record. Gene Ontology annotation, cellular component: BLOC-1 complex. Lineage: Eukaryota; Metazoa; Chordata; Hyperoartia; Petromyzontiformes; Petromyzontidae. Gene Ontology annotation, biological process: endosomal transport.
CAGAUUUCGCGCUGGCCGUCACGUGGCGUUCUCGGUCCCGGAAGCGGUUGGAGCAGCAGCAGCAGUAGAAGAAGGAGAAGCGGCCAUGCUGUCGGCUCUGCUGCGGGAGCACCAGGCGGGGCAGGCGGCGCGCAGGGACGCGCAGGAGCAUAGAAAAAAAGAAGCUGUGGCGGCAGCUAUGCGUGUUGCGGAUGCUAUGGUUGAUCAGCUUAAUGUUGGAGUGGCCCAGGCGUACCAGAACCAGCGGCGUCUCGAUGCCGAGGCCAAGACCCUGCAGGUGCAGGCGGCGCAGUUUGCCAAGCAGACGGUGCAGUGGCUGAACAUGGUGGAGAAUUUCAACCAAGCUCUCAAAGAGAUUGGAGACGUGGAGAACUGGGCGAGGAGCAUUGAGAUGGACAUGAGGACCAUCGCCACCGCACUGGAGUACGCCUACAAGGGCUCAACUCCGGCCGUGCCGUAACCAUUCGUUUCGUAGUAGGCUGAUGCUAAUCGUCAGGCGGUUCAGGUGGUUCCUGGUCUGUUUAUAAAUACUGAGCUGCUGCACCAUUGGAUUGUAAUGUCAAAAUACACUCGGUUACUUUUUUUGUACGAUCUUAUUUAUUUCUAACAUCCGUGAGGUGAGGCUGGUGGUUAUAUAGUUGUUACUGGAGAUGCAUUCAAGACAGAUAGUAUAAAUGCAAUGCAAUGAUGCUCAAUUGGCUGCUCCAAAUCUGGCAUGUUUAUCUCAAUACUUGGAACAACUUU